AUGGCCAAAUCAACUGGAUCAAAGUCCGCGGCAAUGUCCGCAGAGCCUCGGCCGGAAAACAUCUUCCUCUUUAUCCCCAAUUUGAUUGGCUAUGCUCGUGUGGUACUUGCUGGUGCCUCCCUCUACUACAUGUCCUACCACCCCCACUAUUGUACCAUCCUCUACUCAAUCUCCUGUCUCCUCGAUGCCCUCGAUGGCUAUGCUGCCCGCAAGUACAAUCAAUCUACCAAGUUUGGUGCUGUGCUGGACAUGGUCACCGACAGAUGUACGACGAGCUGCUUGCUUUGCUUCCUGUCCUCGGCGUAUCCAAAAUGGGCCAUCCUGUUCCAGUCUCUGAUCAGUUUGGACUUGGCGAGUCAUUACAUGCAUAUGUAUGCAUCACUCGAUCGCGGUGCCGGCUCACACAAGAAAGUUGAGAAAACACGCUCUCGUAUUUUGAACCUUUAUUACUCCAAUAAUAAAGUCUUAUUCAUUUUUUGCGCAGCGAAUGAGGUCUUCUUUCUCGCCAUGUAUCUCCUUAGCUUCCCCCAGUUCAUGACGAUUCACUCAUGGCCGUGGGUCGUUGCGGCGAUUACCUUCCCAGUUUGCGCCGCAAAGCAAAUCGUUAAUGUUGUGCAGCUGGUCAAGGCAGCUGUUUCGCUGGCCGAAGGUGAUUUGGAGGCACGCAACAAGAAGCAGUAA
Morchella importuna is the source of this 681-nucleotide messenger RNA. RefSeq lists its product as uncharacterized. The record is from RefSeq and is a predicted model, not a curated record. Gene Ontology annotation, cellular component: membrane; Golgi apparatus. The transcript has 4 exons. Gene Ontology annotation, biological process: phosphatidylinositol biosynthetic process. Gene Ontology annotation, molecular function: CDP-diacylglycerol-inositol 3-phosphatidyltransferase activity. The coding region runs from base 1 to 681 and encodes 226 amino acids. NCBI's taxonomy places the organism in Eukaryota, Fungi, Ascomycota, Pezizomycetes, Pezizales, Morchellaceae.